Homo sapiens (human) is the source of this 2047-nucleotide messenger RNA. It is a transcript of the gene PHYHD1, whose product is annotated as phytanoyl-CoA dioxygenase domain containing 1. NCBI's taxonomy places the organism in Eukaryota, Metazoa, Chordata, Mammalia, Primates, Hominidae. The coding region runs from base 847 to 1722 and encodes 291 amino acids. The record is from RefSeq and is marked validated. The transcript is spliced from 13 exons.
AUUCAGAAGGCAUCAUUUUGGGGAAGGCAGCAGCCGGUUUUUCAGAGCCAGCGAGUGGCCCUGCCAGCUGCUGAGCAGGGCAAGCUGAGAAGGGUGGUGGUGUGCAAGUGUUAUUCUCUCUUUUUGUUUUUGUUUUUGUUUUUUGAGAUGGAGUCUUACUCUGUCGUCCAGGCUGGAGUGAGUGCCGUGGCAUGAUCUCGGCUCACUGCAACCUCCGCCUCCUGGGUUCAAGCGAUUCUCCUGCCUCAGCCUCCCGAGUAACUGGGACUACAGGCACCUGCCACCAUGCUCGGCUAGUUUUUGGUAUUUUUAUUUAUUAUUUAUUUAUUUAUUUUGAGACCGAGUCUCGCUCUGUCGCCCAGGCUCUAGUGCAGUGGCCCAAUCUCGGCUCACUGCAAGCUCCGCCUCCCGCGUUCACGCCAUUCUCCUGCCUCAGCCUCGCGAGCAGCUGGGACUACAGGUGCCCGCCACCACGCCCGGCUAAUUUUUUGUAUUUUUAGUAGAGACGGGGUUUCACCGUGUUAGCCAGGAUGGUCUCGAUUUCCUGACCUCGUGAUCCGCGCGCCUCUGCCUCCAAAGUGCUGGGAUUACAGGCCCGAGCCGCCGCACCCGGCCUGCAGGUGUUGUUCUGACCCCAGCUCCACUGUGCCAGCCCGACUUGAGAUGCCAAGUAUCUUGGGCCUGAGGAUUGAGGCCUAGAGAGAGGCAGGCGUUCCUCAGAGUCACAGGGAAUGGCGGCGCCUGGACUGGGACUCAGCCCAGCUGCUUGGCCUGACCCUCUCACAGCAUAAUUUCCCGGCACCUGGAGGCCGCGCUUAGAAGCCGCCCAGUGCCCUGAGCGUCUCCAUGGCCUGCCUGAGCCCCUCGCAGCUCCAGAAGUUCCAACAGGAUGGAUUCCUGGUGCUGGAAGGAUUCUUGUCUGCGGAAGAGUGUGUGGCCAUGCAACAAAGGAUUGGCGAGAUAGUGGCUGAAAUGGAUGUUCCUCUCCACUGCCGCACAGAAUUCUCCACCCAGGAAGAGGAGCAGCUUCGAGCCCAGGGCAGCACAGACUAUUUCUUGAGCAGUGGUGACAAGAUUCGAUUCUUCUUUGAGAAAGGCGUUUUUGAUGAGAAAGGAAAUUUCCUGGUCCCUCCGGAGAAAUCCAUCAACAAAAUUGGCCACGCUCUGCACGCCCACGACCCCGUCUUCAAGAGCAUCACACACUCCUUCAAGGUGCAGACCUUGGCCAGAAGUCUGGGCCUCCAGAUGCCCGUGGUGGUGCAGAGCAUGUACAUCUUUAAGCAACCUCACUUUGGCGGUGAAGUCUCCCCUCAUCAGGACGCCUCCUUCCUGUACACGGAGCCCCUGGGCCGGGUGCUGGGCGUGUGGAUCGCAGUGGAGGAUGCCACGCUGGAGAACGGCUGUCUCUGGUUCAUCCCUGGCUCCCACACCAGUGGUGUGUCAAGAAGGAUGGUCCGGGCCCCUGUUGGCUCAGCGCCUGGUACCAGCUUCCUUGGGUCAGAGCCAGCCCGGGAUAACAGCCUCUUUGUGCCCACCCCAGUGCAGAGAGGGGCCCUGGUCCUCAUCCAUGGAGAAGUGGUACACAAGAGCAAGCAGAACCUCUCUGACCGCUCGCGCCAGGCCUACACUUUCCACCUCAUGGAGGCCUCUGGCACCACCUGGAGCCCGGAGAACUGGCUCCAGCCAACAGCUGAACUGCCCUUUCCCCAACUGUACACCUAAAGGCUCUCGCAGGGCAGGAGCCCUCGCCCCUCCCGGGUGAAGCUGUGGGCUGUAAACACCAGUGCCUUGCUCAGCCUCCUGGUUGCAACAGGGAGGUCUUGUCUCCCCUCCUGGGCUUUCCUCCUGCCCUGUGGGCAGCAGCCUAGGCUGGGUCAGGGGCUUCCCUAAGAUCUUCACCUCUCUGCCUCCCUACUGCCCCAACAUAGCCUUGAGGAGGCUUCUCAGCCACCAAAGGGUUCUGGCCCCUUCUCACUCUCCUCUCCUCUCAGAUGGAACUCUGGUUAUUAUGGUGUUAGUUAUCGAAUAAAAACGACUUCAGAAUGCA